UCACCAUCAGCGUCCUCAUCAGUACCAGCCGCAGCUGCAGCAACAUCAGGAGCCAUACCAGAAAUGCAUGCACCAGAAGAUUCCCCGUCAGCAAUGAAGGGGCUUCAAGAGCUCAGAGCCAUGACCACAGCGCAGCAAGUUAAGGUCUAUGCCCGUCUAGAGGAGCUGUUUCAUCACCUCCAGACAUCCCGACUGCCGGAGGAAGUGCCUUCUUCGCAGGCUUCGCAGCAGCAGGAGCGAAGGGAGUCUCCUACGCCACUGCUGCUCAAUCCAGAGUGGCUGCAGCAGCAGAAGGAAGCAGUUUACGGAGCUAACCCCUACCCUAUUCCUCUCCGCUGGAAGCAGACGGAUCUGACGUCUGCCCCCCCACGGCAGCCGCAGACGCGCGAGGCAAGGCAGCACCUAGAGAUGCUGCCUUCCAGCUCCUCAGUCGACGAGGCCCCCUGCGUGCUGCGGCGCAGACAAGUGAUCAUAGAGGGCUGCAUCUGGAGGCGUCUGACCGUCGAAGUGCAGCAACAGCUGCAGCAACUUGCGGCAGCAGGACGGGGAAGUGACUCUGGCCCCGCCAAACGGCUGUGGAUACCUUGGGUUCGUGAUAUGGCAGAGCCGAUAGCUGCGCUGCAGCAGCGAGAACGGUAUGCACCGGCAGCAGCUGCUGCUGCCACAGCUGCUGCUGCAGCCUCACAGGAAGGGGGGCCUGCUGCGCCCUCUGCAGCGGCUCCAGCGGCGGAAUUCGAGGGCACGGAAGCCUGCCUGCCGCAGCAGCUGGACCCCUUGCUGCUGGCUGUCAUUGCAGCGCGCACUGUGCUGCAGCAGUUGCUGCUCCCCAAGGCUACAGCGCCUACUGGGCCCGUUAGCAAAGGUCGCGAGGUUUCUGCAUGCGCCUCGGUUGCGGCAGUUGCGGUGCAUGCGGGGGCAUCCAACGGAGUCGCUGCCGCGGAGCGGGGGGGGCCGGAGCUGCAGCAGCGGCAGGCACGUGUGACGCAGAUCGCAAUGGCCAUAGGCGACGCAGUGCAUGCAGAGGUGGCAGCCGGCUUCCUGGAGGGGCUGCAGCAGCAGCACCAGCAGCAGUUGGGGCAGUGCUACUUGCCGCUGCGCAAGCCUCAGCAGCCGAAGCGGCAGCACAGCAGCAGCAGCAGCACUCCCGCGGGGGCAGCCACCCCGGUGAUGGUGCCUCGAUGGCCUUCCAGGCGAAGAUUGGAGGUGGGGGGACUCCUGCUGCAGUUGCUGCUGAAGCAUGCGAUGAUCGAGGCUCCAUACGCAGUGGCGAAGGAAGAGCUGGCGUCUGAGCUGCAACAGCAGCGCGCUGAGCAGCAGCGGAUUCGGCUUAGCCAGCGUCGCAAGCAGCUCCAACAGCAGAAGCUUGAGGAGGAGCAUCGGCAAGGCGCAACAGCGGCGGAGUCUGGAGGUCUCGAGACUGCUGAGCAGAUCGUCGCAUCGCGAGAAGCGCAAGCAGCAGCGGCUGCCGCGGCUGCUGCAGAGGAAUCCGCUGCAGUGGCUGCAGAGCUCACAGCCGACUCGACGCCAGCAGACUCCGAGGUGUUUGUUCCCGUCAGGGGGCGAACGGCAGACGAGUUGCACCACAUGGUGGCAUACAAGUCAAGGCACGGCCACGACAAGGUGGAGCUGCCCGCAUUCCGGCACCGCGUGAUUUACUGUCCAAAGCGGAGGAAGAAAUUCGGAGUCAUUGAGAUGCGAAGGCUUUGUUUCGAUCGGCUUACGGCGGUUGGAGGGGCGCUGGAGGAGGCGGCAGCAACCGCUUGCGCGGUUGCUGCUGCAGCUGCUGCACGGGAGGCUCCGGGUGCUGCAUGCAGCACAUCCUCCCUUGCCGCAGCAAGCGAUCAAGCCACUGCUGCUGCAGCUGCUUGUCCGUCAGGAAGUUCUUUGCAAGGGGUCGCAACAGCGGGGGACCGGGGCCCUGCAGGAAAGUCUGCGAGGCUGGAUAGAGGGACAGAUGCCGCGGCGGCAGAAGCAGCAGCAGUUGCUGCCGCCGCUUCUGCGAGUGUCUCGACAGCUGCGGACCGCCUCUCCUCCCCCUUCUGGCUCAUGCUGAAGCAUGUGCCGAUGAUUGUAUCUCCGACGCCUUGGACUUCAUACGGCAGCGGCGGUUACUUGAUGCUGCGUACAGCAUUCGUGCGGAGUGUAUCCGACACGGACUCCAGCAGCAGUGGCAGCAGCAGUGGCAGCAGCAGUGGCAGCAGCAGUGGCAGCAGCAGUGGUAGCAGCAGUGGUAGCAGUGCAUCAGAUUACUGUGUGGAAGGGGCAAAGGCCUCAGCCUCCUGUGAGUUGCCUGAGGGCGCUGCAGUCGCUCCAGCACACAAGGCGAAUGAAGCCAGCGGCACGCACGCCUGUGGCAACGGCGGCAAGAAGAGCAGCAGCAGCAACAACAAUAACAACAUCAAGAAGCGCAGUGAAAUCUACUUAGGAUGGGGCCCUCGCGCGAAAGCCUGUCAGGAUUUUCGGGUGUACAACACUGCAGUGGUUCGUUCGGCAGUUUCUUGCCUAGGAAGCGUCCCUUGGCAAGUGCAUGUUGGCGUCUUGGAAGUGCUGAAGGCUGCGUGGGCUGCAGGUGAAGGCAUGGGAAAGAUGCCUCCCCGCCACUCCGUCCCCCUUUCCGAGCAGCUGCUGCAGCACGAAGCGCAGCAGCAGCAGCAGCAGGAGACCAGCAGCAGCGGCGGCAGUGGGGGCAAGACUGAGAGUCGUGCCGUGUUGCUGCGAUAUUUGCUGCAGCAAGAGACGCGUGUGAAGAGCGAGCGCCCGUCUUUCUUGCUGAAGUUACAGACGGCCGAAAACUUUGCGCUUUCUUCUGCCCUGUACUUCCCGCAUAACAUUGAUUUUCGGGGUCGCUGUUACCCACUGCCUCCGCAUCUGAAUCAUAUGGGAGAUGAUGUCUCAAGGUCUCUGCUGCGGUUUGCUCGGGGGAGACAACUUGGAGACAGUGGCUGGCGCUGGCUGCGCAUUCACCUUGCGAACCUCUUUGGGAAAAACAAAAUCGACUUCGAUGCACGAUGUGCCUGGACGGACAGCCGCAUGCAGCAGAUCCUUGCCGCAGCACAGCAGCCCCUGCAGCACAAGGCCUUUUGGUUAGCAGCAGACGAACCGUGGCAGGCUCUAGCGGCUAUCAUGGAGACAGCCGCUGCUGUCGCCUCAGGUGACCCCACCACCUUCUGUAGCAAGCUGCCUGUACACCUGGACGGCACGUGCAAUGGCCUGCAACACUAUGCGGCCUUAGGAAGAGAUCUUCGAGGGGGAGCUGCCGUGAACCUUGUACCUGCCGAUACACCCCACGACGUCUACUCCCUCGUGUUGCAUGUGGUAAAGCAGAACGUCAGUCGCAUUGCUAGCGGCAGCCCAGACCCUGCACCAGGAGGCGACGUGGCGAUACAGCAGCAGCAGCAGCAGCUCACGGUGCAACAGAAGAAGCGUGUGGCCGCCACUGCGCAGCAGCAACAACAGGAACGGGAGCAGCAGCAGGCGAAGCGGCGUGAACUGGCGCGUCUUUGCGAAGUGCAUGGGGUGUUGCAGCGCUCAGUGGUAAAGCAGACCGUCAUGACUGUAUGCUACGGCGUCACUGCGCUAGGAGCAAGAGAUCAGGUGCUGUCGCAACUAGAAGACCUUCUAGGGGGCCGUGUGGGGCCUCAGGUACUGCGGGAUAUGGGCGGCUUCCUGUCGCGCAUUGUGCUGCAGUCUAUUGGUGAACUGUUCAGGGGGGCCAUGCAGACGAAGAAGUGGCUGGAUACUGUCUCAAGUGUAUGUACAGCUGCGGGGGUCCCUGUGGCGUGGGAAGUCCCCGCCAUAGGACUUUUGUGCGAGCAGCCCUACCGAUCUCUCCAGCAACAGCAAAUUCGUUCCGCAUUGCAGCGGCACACGUUGCACGUCUCAGGAGACAGCGCGCCUAUCAGCAGGUCUAAGCAACGCCUGGGAUUUCCUCCGAACUUCAUUCAUAGUCUCGACGCUGCUCACAUGAUGCUUACGGCUCUCGAGUGUAUCGGCAGCCGGAAGAUCGACAUGGCCGCCGUCCACGACUCCUACUGGGCGCAUGCAGGAUCUAUAGACUGUUUGGCCAGCGCAUUGAGGCAGCAGUUUGUGUCGCUAUACCAGCAUGACCCUCUGCAAAUGCUGUACGACAGCGUUAAACAGAGGCUCCCGAAGCAGGCAGCAGAGCUGCCACCACCACCCACUAAGGGCAAUCUAGACCUGCAGUUGGUCCUGAAAAGCCCAUACUUCUUCCAUUAA
Cyclospora cayetanensis is the source of this 4236-nucleotide messenger RNA. RefSeq lists its product as uncharacterized. Gene Ontology annotation, cellular component: mitochondrial DNA-directed RNA polymerase complex. Gene Ontology annotation, molecular function: DNA binding; DNA-directed RNA polymerase activity. Lineage: Eukaryota; Apicomplexa; Conoidasida; Eucoccidiorida; Eimeriidae. The record is from RefSeq and is a predicted model, not a curated record. Gene Ontology annotation, biological process: mitochondrial transcription. The annotation marks the transcript as partial. The transcript has 3 exons.